GAGCUCGCGCGUGCAUCCUGUUCUUCCUCCUGCAACUCAAGACUCACGCACGACUCACAUCGAUCACACCUCGGCAUCGCGCUUGAUUCAGCGACGCGACCUCCCAUCUGUCCUCCUCGCACUCGCUACACCACCGCUUGGCGUAACCUUUCGUAGGCGGCGAUUCACCUCAGCUCAGCCGGAGCGCGGAUAGAGUUCAGAGUUCCGCGUCAAGUGGCUGCCUAUGCCCAAGCGUCCACACCCUCACAACCACUCGUGACUGUCAGUCGCACCCAAACCUCUGUGCCACCGCUUAUUUGACGCUCGCAUGCCCCACCAUUGCGGCGCACGAUGGAUCUGCUGACGCAGGUGCUGUUGGCGCUGGUCGUCGUCCUCAGCAUCGCCUUGUUCACUCGAACCGCAGCCUCGUCUUUUCCCCAUCGCAAUGACUCCAUCGCCUCAUUGCCAGGCGCUUCGGCCAGCAAGAACAAGAAGCGCCGAAAGAAGCAGCAGUCGGCGCCCUCAGUUGAAGGGCCUAGCGCGGAGAACAAGUCAGUAGCUAAUCAGGUUCCUGCCACUACGACUGCGGCAACCGUAUCCGCACCAGAGACUCCCAAGCGUGGUUGGGGACCUGCCGCGCACGCAAGUCGCAUGGCAGAAGAGGAGGAUCGAAAGAAGGAAAAGCAGCGGCAAAAGCAAAUGAAGCAAAGCGAGAAACAGAAAGCAGCAGCAGCAGCAGCAGCAGCAGCAGGAUUGUCGGAUGGGGCUGCAAGCUACAGCAAUGUCGCAGCCGAGCAGCCGAGCAGCGACGCCGUCACGGUCGACUCGUCCAAAGAAAAGGGCCAUCGUCCUGAUGCCGGGGUUACGCCAGCCUCAAAGCAAUCGGGGCAGACUGCGACGGGAAGCAAUGAAGCCGUCGUUGACAAAGCAGCUGCGCUCUCUGCCUCUGCGCAAACGAUCGAGACUACUUCCACACAGACACGUGAAGGCAAGGCCGUUGCAGAUCUUGAUCCGCCCUCUUCGUCACAAUUCUUGAGUCCCAAUACACGAGCAUGGGAAUCGGUGAGCGGCAAACGAGUGGCUGCCAGACCAACAUCUUCAUCAGCGUCUUCUGCUGGAGCCGAUACAAGUGGCGUGCCGGAUAAUGCGUGGGCAAAGAGCAACCCUUUUGCGGCCUUGCCGGAUGCUGACGAGUCGAGUGGCAGGCCGAAAGCCUCCGCAGCGUUUACUGGCAGGCUCGCCACAUCGAGUGCUGCCAGCAAGUCGGCCAACAAGUCUACACUGGGCGCGAUCACCGGAUCAGCGGGUGCAGUCUACAGACCAGGCUCUAAUGGAACAGCCAGUCGUUCCGCUGCUGCAAUCAGCGAUCAGACCAAAAGUCAAAAGCAGAUGCGCAAAAAGGCCGAGGCAGCCAAAGCGGCGAAGCAAGAUCAGGAGCAGGAAAGGCUGGCAAGGCUGGCCGAGCAUCGGCGGGAGCAGGAGAGGGAGAGAAUGAGACAGCAGGACAAGGCCAGAAGCAAUAAGGCGGCCAGACAAGGAAACGGCGCUGCUGUCAGCUCCAAACAGCCGCAAAGCAAAGCUAGUGUCAACUCGAACGGCAUGCUGGUGUGGGAUUAAAGGCGCGGACAGCCGUCGUCCAAGGGAUCGCUACACUACUACAGCUGCCCAGAGCCGCAAAGAAAGUCACCAAGAACAAAGUCGACUUACGGGUUUUCCUGAUGUCGCUAGGCCCUCAGUAGUCUUCAGAAGCACGAUGGGGCUUGAUCGGCCCCGCAUGAGUAUACGCACUUACAGUACAAAUCGGACAAUAUCAUUCAAUCUGUCAUUCACAGGAGCUGGAAGCUGUGUUCGUGAAGAACCAUUUGCGGCUCGUCUUGCCCAGAAUGUCUUGAUCACGUGGGCUUGUAUCCCCACCAGACGGCGACAACAUGCUUGAGGCGCGCAACACCAUCCGGAUACUU
Ceraceosorus guamensis is the source of this 1940-nucleotide messenger RNA. RefSeq lists its product as hypothetical. The record is from RefSeq and is a predicted model, not a curated record. Lineage: Eukaryota; Fungi; Basidiomycota; Exobasidiomycetes; Ceraceosorales; Ceraceosoraceae. The transcript is spliced from 3 exons. Bases 331 to 1596 code for a protein of 421 amino acids.